AAGAUAAUUCAUUCCCUUUUUUUUUUUUUUUCUUUCAGUUAAAAGAAUAUGUGUUCAGUAUUCGUAAAGCAGCCAACACGCUAAUUAAUGCCAUUUCACCUGUAAGUGGAACCCACUUGAAGGAUAAACUAACCAAAUUAACAAUGCUUGUUCAGGGACAGACAAUUGAGGUUUCCAAUAAGCAUAUCUCUACAAAAGAACAACCCGAAGGAAUCACUUAUGCUAUAUUCUUUAUUGCAAAAAUGAUAGUUAAAAAAGGAGCAGAACAAGUGUCCUCCAGUCAUGAAUCUGCUUUCGCCAUUGCUCUCGUUGCUGUUGGUUUGUGGCAGAAUUUUCCUGAAUUUGGUGAACUACUAUUGGCUAACUUCUACCUCAGUUGUCCUUACAUAGUACCAUACUACAUUCCCAAACAGGACGGCCAAAGCACAGACGAGUACCAUAAAUUACGAGGUUACAAGUGUGAAAGUGGAAAAAUUGAAGAACAAGAAAGAUUUUUGAAAAGAAUGACUGGUAUCAUGCGGUUAUAUGCUGCAAUAAUAGUUUCACCACUGCCUAUUGGAAGUACUAAACCUCACCCUCACGGAAUUGAAAACAGCUGGAUUUGGAUAACAAGAACUCUGAAUGUGGAACCUGAGCCUGACAUUACAGCUGCAAUGAUCUAUAAUAUCCUCGAAGUCACUGGUCAUUCGCUGUUUCUGUAUUACCAGAAACCAUUUCAGAAAUUGCUUCACAUACUAAUAACUGAAUUCCUUCCCAAAAUCAAAGCUGUUAGUGUUUCUGCUGGAUCGGUGUCGAGACUUGAAACAUUUCUUGAGGCUAACAUAAACAACAAAGGCCAAAUAGCUGCACCAUAUGGAUAUUUAACCAGUUCCUUCUGGCUUAGCUAACAUAAAUUUUACAUUUUAGACAAUUUGUACAUAUGUCAUUAGUUUUUACUCCUCUCAAACGUUACUAUUUUUUUUAAUAAUUCUUGUCUAAUUUUAAAUAUAUGAAAUCUUUUAUUAUUUAUUUAUAAUUUUUUUAUUUGUUUCAAAUAAAACGUCUUUGUUUUAGUCAUUAUGAAGCACAGGUUUAAUGUUCAAAGGUGCUUUGUAAGUUCAGUUUACCAGUAACAUAAUUUCAGAAAUUGUUUAAUUUCAGUUUUUAAAUGAAGUGAUUCAUGCAUCUAACUGAAAACAGGUGCUCUUACAAUUUGUAAAUAUAUAAAUUUAAAUUAUAUAAAUAAAUAUACAUAUUUCUUAUUACAU
This is a messenger RNA of Octopus bimaculoides (California two-spot octopus), 1247 nucleotides long. RefSeq names its product mRNA export factor GLE1. Gene Ontology annotation, molecular function: phospholipid binding; inositol hexakisphosphate binding; translation initiation factor binding. Gene Ontology annotation, cellular component: nuclear pore; nuclear pore cytoplasmic filaments; cytoplasm. Lineage: Eukaryota; Metazoa; Mollusca; Cephalopoda; Octopoda; Octopodidae. Gene Ontology annotation, biological process: poly(A)+ mRNA export from nucleus. The record is from RefSeq and is a predicted model, not a curated record.